AUGGUCCCACCACCACCGCGAGCGUCCCACUCACAGUCUAGAUCAGGAACUUUCACGCCCCUUCCCCCGUCCAGCCAGCCUCUGCAGACCGGCGGGCGGAGCUCUGCUGCGACCCCAAUUACUGGCAGCCCGACCAGCGGUCACAGAUUCGACACAACCAUUACCAUCACGCAGAUCUAUGUGCUCUUGAAUCUGCUUAGAGACAAUACCAAGGACAGAGCUAAGUGGGAACUUCAAGCAGAUCAGCUCAAGAAGCUCAUCGAUGACCACGGCAUGGAAGUCUUUCCAAGAUACUUCGCCCGGCUGGUAGCCCAAAAUGCCGGCACUAUCUUCCAGGGCUCCAGCCGGCCUGCCCCAAAUUCGGGCGACUAUUCUCUACUCGUUGCAGAGAUGGACAAGAUAUCACACGACCUCGACCAAGCGGGCAAGAUAGCCGACUCCAUCGAGACAGGGACCGACAACGUGUUUAGGAAUUUCGACCUAUCAACGUUCAUGGAACAUUUCAAGCUUGACGCACUGGAGAAGACCAUCCUUGCGUUGGCUUUCAAAUUUGGUUCCGAUCCCAAUCUCAAGACAAAGGCCGACGCCAUUCUCUCUACUAACUUUCCGACCUUCGUAAAUAUCAUAGCGCGGGCAGACUACGGCUCGCACGGCGACCUCGACGGUGACUUUAUCGCCGCCAUCGUCGACCGAUAUGUACAGGGCCACCCACCCAAUUUCAACUCGCCGGCAAAACAGGAGCUAGCCCACAAGGUUCAAGCACGGUGGUCAUCGAUGGAUCAAGCUGCUCCUUUGAACGUGCUGGCGGCGUUGGAUUUGAUGCGAGUCCUAGGUGACAAGCCAGCCAACGCGCUGACCCGGUAUAUCCAGCGGACAGGUGUUGAUUUCACUCGAGAUGAGGACACGUGCCAUGGACACCUCGAAAACCGGCCAGACAAUAUCGAUCUCAGCAAAGAGCAGCUAUCUUCUGCCCUAUUAUAUACCACGAUCAGUCAAACACCUCGACACAAUCCAUCGACUCUCGUUUUAGCUCUCAGGCGAGUACUGCCUGCAUCGUUCGUAUGGCAGGACGUCCUUGCAUACUUCGACCACCGUGACGUCAGGUUAUCCUCCGAACAAUUUUUGCGUUUGUAUCAAGCUCUGCUGCCCAUUGCUCAAGAACAACCGGCUUUCGAUAUUCAAUGUCUAUGGGGUGGCCAACAUUGGGAAAACCCCGAAACUCAGCUGGCAUUUAUUUGCGCAUUUGCGUCCUUAACCCCCGAGCAGUUGGACGCGACGUCCAUUCCGCGACUACAAGCGACAUUCAGCCUCGAUGAAUACGACCAGUCACCCCAAGAAGUCCGCGAUAGGGCCGCGGAAGCUGUGAAGCACCCCCUGGUUUCCGAAACUGCUUUAUCAGCUAUCUUCCAGGUGGCUUUGCACUCGCUUCAUGCUUCACAGAGCAGCGAGGCCAAACGCCUUUUCCAGCAGGUUGUCAUUCCCAACCUCGACGUUUUCCUCGUUUCCGCUUUUGGCGUCCCAAAACCAUGGCCAAAUAUGGCCAUGGAGACAAUGGGGUCACUAUUCGCCGAGUUUCUCCACAAGAAGGGCCCUCUGAGUGCGUUCGUCAUGGAUAGUCUCUGGAGGAAGGAUAAGAAUUGGGUUAGGCAACGCCUGUUCGAAGCCCACGCCAUGAAGCCACUUGAUCUCCCCAUCAUAUUCACCCAUGCCAUCAAGCACAACUGGCUAGAUGAUUUGGUGAAUGUCCCUAACGGUUUUGGUUUCGACUUGGCGGCCCUGGCUCAUGCUGAAGGGUUUCUGAAUCUGCAGGAGUGGGCAAAUGUUAAUUUCCGGCAAGCUGCUGAUAUUUCACGGUCACUUCUCCAGUUCUUGGCUAUCAAAGCAGACAUGGAGUUGCGCUAUCAACGACCGCCAGAGGGUCAGCUACCCCAGAAGGAAAGCUGGCCUUUGCAGGUAAAGACGGUGUCCGCCAUGCUGCAGAUUCUUGAGGAUCUUUUGCCUGGAAACCCUCCCCUGCGGGAACUUGUGAUGGUCCAGCGACAGUGUAUUAUUGCAUACCCACGCCUGAUCAACUAUGGCGAGGGUUGCGACGACAUCGUUGAUGCAAACGGCGCAGCAGGCAAUUCGCUACCGCAGCAAGCUGUUGUUCGUAUGGAAGAGCAUUUUAAGACGAUGUACUCGAGCGAUAUACAGGUCAAGGAUAUCGUUGAUACACUGCUCCGGUACAAACACUCGCGUGACCCUUUGGAUCAGGACGUGUUUGCCUGCAUGAUCCAUGGUUUAUUCGACGAGUAUUCUCACUUUCCCGAUUACCCCCUGGAGGCGUUGGCAACAACGGCAGUACUUUUUGGUGGUAUAAUAUCCCGCAAAUUAAUAUCCGAGUUACCUCUGCGAGUUGGUCUCGGUAUGAUUCUAGAAGCCGUCAAGGAUCACUCACCUGAUGAAUCCAUGUACAAGUUUGGUCUCCAAGCUUUGAUGCAAUUGUUCAGCCGAUUCCAGGAAUGGCCUGGAUUCUGCAUUCAGUUGGUAUCAAUACCGGGCUUGCAAGGUACUGAAGCAUGGAAGAAGGCUAUGCAGGUCAUCAAGGACAACGAAGAGGAUGGCGGCCAAAACCAGAACGGCGUAGCAGGAAACACCGCGGGCACCACCGAAAGCGUGGUCAACGGCACAGGCAUUGGUGGCGAAACGUCCUCGCCCCCGUUCAACUCCGUUCAUGCUGACAACGCCCCUACCAACGUCCAGUUCGAAGCGCCAAAUGAAACGACACAGGACCACAUCCAGUUUGGGCUCAACAACCUUACUGCAGCUAAGUUGCACGGCGUCUUUUCUGAUAUACAACAACACCUGGAACGGCAAUAUCAGCAAUGGUUCGCGGGUCAUCUUGUGGAGGAACGUGCCAAGAUGCAGCCUAAUUAUCAUCAAGUUUACUUGGACUUUGUUCGGUUGUUCCAGGAUAAAGCACUUUCUGCCGAAGUGCUGAGGCAGACGUACAUCAGCGUGACUCGGAUGAUCAACGCUGAGAGUACAAUGCAAAAUUCUACCGAGCGAACCCACCUAAAGAAUCUCGGCCAAUGGCUUGGGCUUCUUACCAUUGCAAGGGACCAACCUAUCAAGCAUCGAAAUAUAGCCUUCAAGCAACUCCUCGUGGAGGCUUAUGACACAAAACGACUGAUCGUGGUCAUUCCAUUUGUGUGCAAAGUACUUCUUCAAGGUGCCCGGUCGACCGUCUAUAGACCACCGAACCCUUGGCUUAUGGACAUUCUUCACCUCCUUAUUGAGCUGUACCAUAAUGGCGAUCUCAAACUCAACUUGAAGUUCGAAAUUGAGGUUCUUUGCAAGGAUCUGAACCUUGAUCACAAGAGCAUUGAACCGUCACAGGAACUCUCGCAACACCGGGCACAUGUUGACGAAAUCGCUGAUCUAGCGACUGUCGAAGCGCUUGAGCCAUUUGAGAACCUCACGCUCAACGGUGUCACUGGUGCGCCUGGCUUGUCGCCCCAUCCCGUGCAGGUGACAAUUCCAGACCUCACAGCGCAGCUAUCGAUACCUCCCAACAAUGAGAUGGUUGUUAGCGCUGCUCGGUUACUUGACAUUGUUCGUCAAGCCCUUACACGUGCACUGCAUGACAUCAUCACGCCCGUGGUAGAUAGAUCCGUCACUAUUGCUGCGAUAUCGACACAACAGAUGAUUCAUAAGGACUUCGCGACUGAGCUGGAUGAGAAGCGCAUUCGCGAAUCAGCAAUCACUAUGGUGAAGGCGACAGCUGGCAGUCUAGCUCUUGUUACAAGCAAGGAGCCGUUGCGAGCUAACAUUACCAACUACAUGCGCCAGCUUUCGAGCGAGCUGCAACAGCCCCUACCCGAAGGAACCAUCAUAAUGUGCGUCACCUCCAAUCUCGACCUGGCUUGCAGUGUCAUUGAGAAGCAUGCCGAAGAACGUGCCGUGCCCGAAAUCGAGGAAAUGAUCGAGCAGGAACUGGAGGCUAGGAGACGUCAUCGUCUUCAACGGCCGAAUGACCCUUAUGUUGAUCCAGGAUUGAGUCGUUGGGCGAUGACUAUCCCGAACCCUUACAAGCUAUCUCCGAACAUGACUGGUCUGAACCAAGAGCAGCUUGCCAUCUACGAAGAGUUUGGAAGGCAGUCGCGGGCGUUGGCACCAGCAACACAAGUACAUGCUGCAUCCGCCUCCGAUGCAACACGCAGUGUUGCAAAUGAGGUUCUUCAAGACCAAUUCAGCUCCGUUCCAAACUUGCCAACACCCUCCGAGACUCCUUCUAUGCCGCAUAUGCCGCCACAACUUCCGUAUCCUCACGGACAACAAGGCGCAAUCACAAAUGGUCGACCUAGUGGUGCACCCCUCAACCAAAUCGAUGCUCGCGCUCUUGCGGAGCGUGUUCAGAAGUUAUUGACGGACCUUCAACGCGCCGCUGCGGAUGCACGCGAGGACCAUUUCGGAGACCUACCAAGAAACCAUCCAGUUAUGGAAGCCGUUGAUGCGUUAACUCAGCUUAUCAUCAGGACGUCCCAAUCAUCUGAUGAUUUCGCUAUUUACGUAGCCGACAAAAUCACUCAAAGCCUGUUUAGUUCUAUUGAUCACAACUCCUUGGUUCUCGAGAGUCUGGUUCAUGUCCUCGAGUCUCUACUGAAAAUCUAUGGAGGAUCUGGCACAGGUCUGCUGGACAGGGUUCAGGCAUCCGUUGAUCAACAGCCUUUGCAAAGUUUCUUGAAUGCAGAGUUAGUCACCGUUCUCCUUGGAACCGACCUUCUCAACUUGCAGGUCGUCGACGAAGCUGCAAAGGCGGCCCUGACUGAGAGACGGCCCGGGUCUCUUGAAUUCUUCGAGAGAGUUUGGGAUUUAACUCUUGGCUCGGAGAGACCUAUCGCUCUCUACGGCGACUUCAUUGGCAGUCUACCUCAAGCCUGGAAUUGGAUCAAUGCCGAACCUGACCUCGAGGCUUGUCAACGUCUCAAGACAAAGAUCCUCAACUCGGGUAUAAUUCCACCUGAGCACCUCGUUAAAAACGCCCAGAUGGAGCAGUUCGAGUACCUUUUCGAGGAGUGGAUGCGCCAAUAUUACAACCACAACACACCAGACAAGGCAGCCACCUCAUUCGCCAGGCAACUACUCGAGAAAGGCAUUGUCACGAACAAGGAUGAUUUAUCUUCGUUCCUCCGACGCGCCUUGGAGCUUGCAGUGAACUACCACGAACAAGCCACUCUCGCGGGCGCUCUGAACCACGACUGCUUCAAUGCGAUUGAUGCAUUGGUCAAUCUCAUAGCAGUACUGGCUCAAGUCAAUAUCAUGCAGCAUAGCGAUGCUGCACGUGGCGCCGUAAUCUUUUUUGACAUAGUCUUCAUGUUGGGCACUUUAGUCCUCAAUCAUCACCACACCCAGAGGGGCGAACAUUUCAAUUCCCGGGCAUUCUUCCGCUUCUUUGCGAUGCUGAUUUGCGAGGCCAGUCGGGUCUUUGAUCAAUUCGCAACAUCAGCAACCGUGUCCCCGUCUGAUGUUGAGGUUCACCGACAAGAAUAUCUACUUCGAGUUGCCGCUACCUUCGCACAAAUUGUGCCAGAUCGUUUCCCAGGCUUUGCCUUCCAUUGGCUGGAACUUAUACAGCACCGACUCUUCAUGCCCGAGCUACUAAGCUCUGAGCCGAGCCGCGGCUGGGAGUCGUUCACUCAACUAGUCGUAGCGCUUCUUCGUAACGUAAGUGAGCAUCUCAAGGUCACCGACAUGCACGACGUUGCGAAGGAGUACGCACGAGCUGCAGUCAAAUUCAUGAUUGUUUUGCAGCAUGAUUUCCCUGAAUUCCUCGCGGCAAACCACGUGCAGUUGUGCACUCCGCUACCGCCACAUGCUACGCAGUUCAGAAACAUCAUUCUGUCUGCACAACCACGUGGCGACAUUGCCGACUCCACUCUGAGCCACUAUGAUGUAGCCGAGAGUUAUCUUCGAGAAAGUGGUCUGCUUGACCUGGUCGAUCAGCUUCUCCAGCAAGGACCAUCGGAAGACGCGAUUGCGCAUCUGACUCAUGCCGUUAGCCGGACUGAUGCUCGAUCGACUAUCUUUGGAAACGUACCCAUUACGACAAACACAGCACUGAUCAGUGCUGUGGUGUUGUAUGUCGGCACCUUCGCCAUCAAGCGAGCAAAGCAGGACAGUGACCUGUUCAACCCUAGAUCUCCAGAUGCUGCCACGCUAUCUCUUUUGGCACACGAGCUUAAUGCGGAGUCACGCUACUUCUUCCUCGCAAGCAUCAUUGAUGAGCUUCGGUUCGCUGGACCUCACUCGAGCUAUUAUAGCAAAUUCUUGUUUGAACUUUGGGGCGACGAUGUCAACGACCCAGAAGAAGUUGACAUCCGCCAGCAGAUGGCUCGUAUACUUCUCGAACGUUUCUCGGGCUACUGGCCGCAGCCUUGGGGUCUGGUUUACGUCACUCUCGAGCUCCUUAGGAACGAUAAAUACGUAUUUUUCGAUCAACCUUUUAUCAAGGCCGACCGAGAAGUACGAGAGCGCUUUCAGGGCAUUUUUCGAAGCAUUGAUAAUAUGCCCUGA
Molecule: messenger RNA, 6555 nt
Organism: Truncatella angustata
Lineage: Eukaryota; Fungi; Ascomycota; Sordariomycetes; Amphisphaeriales; Sporocadaceae
Product: CCR4-Not complex component, Not1-domain-containing protein
Exons: 3
Coding region: 1-6555 (2184 amino acids)
Biological process (GO): nuclear-transcribed mRNA catabolic process, deadenylation-dependent decay
Cellular component (GO): P-body; CCR4-NOT core complex
Molecular function (GO): molecular adaptor activity
Source: RefSeq, a predicted model, not a curated record